AUGUCACAGAGUGAAUGGCAGCAGGUGCGCACUUAUACUGACCAUCUGGGCCACCGCGUGGUGCUCGAGCAGUACGUCACGCCAGACUACGAGCCAGAUACCAACGACAUAAUUCCCAUCCAGGUCUACAGCCUUGUGCCCCUGGAUGACGAUCAUAAAAAUCUCCGAAUUUACCUGAUGCAAAGCUUCUUUGAUGAGGAAGUCAAGCCUUUGUUCGAGAUAUAUUCAUACAGCCCGCCUGAUAACUUAGCCUGUAUUGAGCAUAACCGCAUCGAAAUCGCCCGUCGCAAGCAGCAACAUGGAUCAGAGAUCAAGGAUCCUCUCCCGCUGAUUCCACAAUUUGUUUGCCCUGACGACUACUCUAGCGUUGGGCUCUGCGUGUUGCUGCGAUCGCACAGCUAUCGACUGGGCUAUGUUGAGGACUCGGAUGCGUUUGCUGAGCUGGGCGAGGGCUCGGACUUGCUCUACUUCAACCGCUGCUUUUCUAGCACUUGUGUUAAUAUGACGCAGCCUGAAUCCGAGGACGACGAGAGUCCUUUACUAGAGGGGUUCGAACUCGCUAUUCAAUGUGUUACAGACCAGACUUAUAUAGACGAGGGUUCGUUUCCGUCCAGAUCGGAUCAGUCCUCAGAAGAGCAGAUUCACGACCAACUUGUCACGGAGACUUCAGUUGGCGGCUUCGAUCUUCAUCCAGACUUCUGGGUCUCUGAGGAAGCCAAUAUUGUUACAGUCAAAAACACCCCUGAAGGCAAAACACCCGAUAUUCAGUAUAUUAUUCAUGCAGCGUUUCUCAGCUUUAUCCGCGACACAGUAAGGCUUCCCCUCUUGCAAUGCACAGCGCGUCUGUUCACGGCGUCGAUAUCCUCCCACCUCCCGGCUGACAAAUCCCUCAAUCUUAAAUUCUUUAUCCCAGAUUCCCUUUCUUUCUCGGCUAUUCGCCCCGCACAAAAUGAGGUUCUCAAAAUUCUAUCAGAACAAACCGAAGAGGACCCAGAGAAUUCGUUUCUUGUCGGCGCCCUACAUAAAGUCUCCACUGGCGACGAUCAACUCCAAACAUGGAAACACGUUACUCCUCAAAUCCCCGAACAGCAAAUUAUUACAGGACAAGGGAGGUUCUGUGAACCUUUUCGCCUUUUCGCAGUUGUGCUCGAUCGCGCCAAUUUUGUCUCCGAAUCCGGAGUUUACUUCUAUAUGGCGUACCUGGAUGGGUCCGAAAAUCCAGGUCCUUCCAUGGAAGACGCUCCCGAUGAUACGCAGGUCGUACGGGGUGUUGACAUGAGUACGGUUGCAGGGCGGUUGGGAAUGCUUGUUCUUGAUGGGUAA
Penicillium brevicompactum is the source of this 1323-nucleotide messenger RNA. RefSeq lists its product as uncharacterized. The record is from RefSeq and is a predicted model, not a curated record. The transcript has 2 exons. Lineage: Eukaryota; Fungi; Ascomycota; Eurotiomycetes; Eurotiales; Aspergillaceae. The coding region runs from base 1 to 1323 and encodes 440 amino acids.